Messenger RNA from Debaryomyces hansenii CBS767, 528 nucleotides. RefSeq names its product DEHA2B10362p. NCBI's taxonomy places the organism in Eukaryota, Fungi, Ascomycota, Pichiomycetes, Serinales, Debaryomycetaceae. The transcript has a single exon. The coding region runs from base 1 to 528 and encodes 175 amino acids. The record is from RefSeq and is a predicted model, not a curated record.
AUGAAAAAUAGGUUUGACAGGAUGUUAUUGAAAUCUAACAACACUUUAGGGGAGAUUCAAGCAGGAUUCAUGAAAUUGAUCCCCAUAUAUACGCCGAAACGGGUAAAGACGGCCCAAAUAAAAGACGGACCUACCAAAGAGAAACAAGUAAUAGGCGGAACGACGAACCAACGCGAUAGUAUAGAACUGGAAGUUGUGCUGGCCAAUAAAAAUAGGUCGAAAAGGAAGUCAAGAAAUAAUUCGGUGAGAGUUGUAAAUAGAAGCCAGGCAAAGACCAUGUCCUCGCUGCAAGCAUUAAGAGGUGCACUCGCACCGAGCUCGAAUGGAAGUCUAUCUCCAAGCUUAAGUAAUGGUACCAGACAUUAUUCGGUCGCCAGCGACCAUUCAGGCCCACCUUCGCCGUGCCUGGAACAUGAGAUUCUGCCAUACACUUUAACGGUUGAUGUAUCUGAAUUUCAGCAAAGGCUGUAUACACAUGCUCCGAGACAUCAUUCCCUGAUGGAUACUAGAAAAGUAAGAUUCAAUUGA